UGAAGCAUUUCAGGCUGCCUUCAGAGGUUCACAGAGGUGGAGAAGGAGCUGGAAGGCAGCAUUCAAACAGCUAAAUAAAAAGAUGCCCUGGGGCCGAAGGCCGACUUGGUUGGAAUUUCUGGGGGUCACACACACCGACUCCGCCUGCUCUGCGCACUAGCAACUUAAGUCACUGUCUGUUGACCUUAGAACCACCGAGACCAUGCUGCUGUCGCUCACCUUCCUGCCUGUAGUUCUAAAGAUUAGUGUUGUCAGCGUCACAGCCCAGCAGCCCGGGAACUGUCAGCCAGGUCCUGAGAGAAGCCGGACUUCCACAUGUGCAGAUCCUGCACCCUUCCUAAUUUUCUCACAUGGAAACAAUAUCUCUCGGAUUGACCCAGAAGGAACAAAUCACCAGCAAUUGGUGGUAGAUGCUGGUAGCUCAGUGAUCAUGGAUUUUCAAUACAAGGAGGAGAGACUCUAUUGGGUGGAUUUAGAAAGACAACUUUUGCAAAGAGUUUUUCUUAAUGGGUCAAGACAAGAGACAGUGUGCCACGUUGAGAAGAAUGUGUCUGGGAUGGCCAUAAACUGGGUAGAUGAAGAGAUUCUCUGGGCAAAUCAGCAGGAAGGACUCAUCACCGUGACAGAUAUGAAAGGCAACAGUUCCCACGUUCUUCUAAGUUCCUUAAAACGGCCGGCAAAUAUAGCAGUGGAUCCAAUAGAGAGGUUGAUAUUUUGGUCUUCUGAGGUGACCGGCAGCAUUCACAGAGCGGAUCUCAGCGGGGUAGAGGUGAAAAUGCUGCUGGAGACUGAGGACAGGAUAGCGGUACUGACUCUGGAUGUGCUUGCCAAGCGCCUCUUUUGGGUUCAGGACAGCGGAGAAGGAAGACAUGCUCACAUCCGUUCCUGUGAUUAUGACGGUGGCUCCGUCCAUCUUCUCAGACAUCAAACUCAGCACGGGCUGUUUACAAUGGCCCUUUUUGGUGACCGUAUCUUCUAUUCAACAUUGAAAAAGAAGGCGAUUUGGAUAGCUAACAAACACACUGGGAAGGACAUGGUUAGAAUUAGCCUCAAUCCGUCCUCCAUGCCACCCGGAGAACUGAAAGCCUUCCACCCACUUGUACAGCCUGGGACAAAGGACAGUGCUCGGGGCUCUGACGCGGAACUUUGCAAACAGAGAAGGGGGCAGUGCCGCUACGAUCCUUGCGAACGAGACCCCAAGACCCACUCGUGUGCAUGCGCUGAGGGCUAUACUUUAAGCCGAGACCGGAAGUACUGCGAAGAUGUCAAUGAAUGUGCCUUUCAGAAUCAUGGCUGUACUCUUGGGUGUGAAAACACCCCAGGGUCCUAUUACUGCACGUGCCCUGAAGGCUUUGUUCUGCUUCCUGAUGGGAAACGAUGCCACGAACUUAUUUCCUGUCCAAGCAACACAUCUACAUGCAGCCAUGGCUGUGUUCUGACAUCAGAUGGUCCCCAGUGUGUCUGUCCCAAAGGUUCAGUGCUUGAGACAGAUGGGAAAACAUGCAGUGGUUGUUCAUCACCUGAUAAUGGUGGAUGCAGCCAGAUCUGUCUUCCUCUCAGUCCAGUGUCCUGGGAAUGUGGUUGCUUUCCAGGGUAUGACCUACAGUCGGACCAAAAGAGCUGUGCAGCAACAGGACCACAGCCAUUUUUACUGUUUGCAAAUUCUCAAGAUAUCCGAUACAUGCAUUUAGAUGGAACAGACUACCGAACUCUUCUCAGUCGGCAAAUGGGAACCGUUCUUGCCCUAGAUUAUGAUCCGGUGGAAAACAAGAUAUAUUUUGCACAGAAAGCCCUGAAGUGGAUAGAGAGAGCUAACAUGGAUGGCUCCCAGCGAGAAAGACUUAUCAAGGAAGGGGUUGACACACUAGAAGGCCUUGCUGUGGACUGGAUCAGCCGGAGAAUCUACUGGACAGACAGUGGGAAGUCUCUAAUUGGAAGCAGUGAUUUGAGUGGGGAGCAUCAUCAAAUAAUCAUCAAGGAGAAUAUCUCAAAGCCACGAGGAAUAGCUGUUCAUCCAAAGGCCAAGAGACUAUUCUGGACAGACACAGGGAUGUACCCACGGAUUGAAAGCUCUUCUCUUCAGGGUUCUGGCCGGCUGCUGAUAGCCAGCUCUGAUCUGUGGGAGCCCAGUGGAAUCACGAUUGACUACUUAACAGACACUUUGUAUUGGUGUGACACCAAGAAGUCUGUGAUUGAAAUGGCCAAUCUGGAUGGUUCCAAACGCCGAAGACUUGCCCAGAACGAUGUAGGUCACCCAUUUUCUGUAGCCGUCUUUGAGGAUCACGUGUGGUUCUCGGAUUGGGCUAUCCCAUCGGUAAUAAGGGUGAACAAGAGGACUGGCCAAAAUAGGGUACGUCUCCAAGGCAGCAUGCUGAAGCCCUCGUCACUGGUUGUGGUCCAUCCACUGGCAAAACCAGGUGCAGAUCCCUGCUUACACAAGAAUGGUGGCUGUGAACAUAUCUGCCAAGACAGCCUUGGAACUGCUCAGUGUUUGUGUCGUACAGGUUUUGUGAAAGCCCGGGAUGGGAAAAAGUGCCUUGCUCAGAAGGGUAAGCUUUGUCUCACAGGUAACAGCACCGAGCUAAAUAAAGAGGCAAUAUCGUUGGGCAACUUCACUAAGGCCGAAGCACCAGAAGAUAACAGUCUAGAAUCCCAGCACACGUUAGUGGCUGAAAUCAUGGUGUCAGAUCAAGACGAUUGUGGCCCUGGGUCAUGUGGCAGGCAUGCUCACUGUGUUUCAGAGGGAGAGACUGCUGUGUGUCAGUGUUUGGAAGGAUUUGCUGGGCACGGAAACCUGUGUUCUGAUAUAGAUGAAUGUGCGCUGGGUAGUGCGAGCUGUCCUGCCACAUCGUCCAAGUGUAUCAACACUGAAGGUGGCUAUGUCUGCAGGUGCUCGGAAGGCUAUGACGGAGAUGGAAUCAAGUGUCUGGAUAUUGAUGAGUGCCAGCAGGGAGCGCACAGCUGUGGCAAGAAUGCCAACUGUACCAACACGGAGGGAGGCUAUGACUGCACUUGCAUGGGCCUUCCAUUUGCACCUGGAAUGCCUUGUCCUGGCUCUACCUCACCCCCUAUCCUGGGGGAAGAUGGCCGCCAGUUGGUCAGAAAUAGUAACCCAGGAUGUCCGCCGUCGCACGAUGGAUACUGUCUCCAUGGUGGCGUGUGCAUGUACGUUGAACCAGUGGACAGCUACGUGUGCAACUGUAUCGUCGGCUAUGUUGGGGAGCGAUGUCAGCACCGAGACUUGCGAUGGUGGGAGCUGCGCCACGCUGGCCACGGGCAGGAGCGCGACAUCACUGUGGUGGCUGUCUGUGUGAUUGCGCUAGUCCUGCUGCUCCUCUUGGGGACCUGGGGUGUUUACCACUACAGGACUCAGAAGCAGUUAUUGGAAACCCCAAAGAAUCCAUAUGAAGAGUCAAGCAGAAACAGGAGCAGUGAUGGGCCCGGCUGCAGCAGAGCUGGGAUGUCUUCUUGCCCCCAACCUUGGUUUGUGGUUCUAGAGGAACACCAAGACCCCAAGGACGGGAGUCUGCCUGUAGCUGGCCCAAAUGACCCUGCAGAGGAUGCUAGCCUGUCUUCCAGCUUGCAGCCUGGGUCAGUGCAUCUGAAUUCAUGGAGUCAAAGGCCCCACAUAUAUGGAAUGGGCACAGGGCAAAGCUGCUGGAUCCCACCACCAAGUGACAAAGGUCCUCAGGAGAUGGAGGGAAACGCCCGGUUACCCUCCUACAAGGAAUGGCCUCUGACUCUGGGGGUGGAGAAGCUUCAUUCUCUCCAGUUAGCUAAUGGAUCAUGUCAACAGAGGGCUCCAGAUCUACCACACCAAACAAAGCCAACUCAGUGAAAACCAGAAGUAGACAGGAGGUGAAG
Phodopus roborovskii (desert hamster) is the source of this 3864-nucleotide messenger RNA. RefSeq names its product epidermal growth factor (gene Egf). Lineage: Eukaryota; Metazoa; Chordata; Mammalia; Rodentia; Cricetidae. Gene Ontology annotation, molecular function: calcium ion binding. The record is from RefSeq and is a predicted model, not a curated record. The coding region runs from base 203 to 3838 and encodes 1211 amino acids. The transcript has 24 exons.